AUGUCCUCUGGCUCCUCCACGAUCAUGGCCGACACGGUGCGGGGGCACUACUACCUGAAGAUCGACGGCUACUCGUUAGUCAUAUUUUUUCAUGUCAAAAAAGGACCGGCUGGAAAAAAAAUUCGUGCGCGCACCAGCCGGGAUUCGAACCAACGACACGGCAAGGUGGAGGCCCCCGUCCGCCUUGAUGUCUGGGAAUGUCCCAAGUUCGUCAAGAGAAAGGCCCUGGAGAAAUCGAGCCAUCUCAAGGACGAUUCCUUCACCAUCCGCUGCGACAUCAUCGUCCUCAACGAGUUCCGCGCCAAGGAGGGGCUGCCGCCGGGCCCCGCUCUCGGAUCCAUCCCCGUGCCCCCGUCCGACCUGGGCCAGCAGCUCGGCGACCUCCUCGCGGCCGACAAGGGCGCCGACGUCGUCUUCGAGGUCGGCGGCGAGACGUUCCCGGCGCACCGAUGCCUGCUCGCGGCCCGGUCGCCCGUCUUCAGCGCCGAGCUCUUCGGCUCGAUGAGGGAGAGCACCGGCGCCGGCGCGGUCCGCGUGUCCGACAUGGAGGCGGGUGUGUUCAGGGCGCUGCUCCGCUUCGUGUACACGGACUCGUGGCCGCCGGAGACGGCGGAAGGAGAGGAAUUCGCCAUGGCCCAGCAUCUGCUCGUGGCGGCGGACAAGUACCGCAUGGAGAGGCUCAAGCUAAUCUGCGAGGACAAGCUGUGCAAGAACAUCGCGGCGGGCACGGCGGCGAGCAUCCUGGCGUUGGCUGAGGUGCACCACUGCCAUGAGCUCAAAGGUGCAUGCUUCCAUUUCCUCAACUCUCCGAAGAACCUGACGGCAGCCAUGGCCGGCGACGACUUCGAGAAUCUGCGCUCAAGCUUCCACUCUCUUGUCAAGGAGUUGAUUGCCAAGUGCUCGAUCGAUGCCUCAGCUCAGUGAUGGUUGAUUCUUGAUUGAUCCUCGAUGCUUGUGAAUUAUGCUUUGCUAGCUAAGCUACCGGUAGUGCAUGGACUGGGAACCACCAAGUUGGUAGUACUAGCUUACAUAUCGUUGGGAACCAUUUACCUCUCUUGUUUCAGCAAUGGUACUCUGGCAUUUAGUUUUCUUGUCAUGUUCAAAAUGAUUACAUCCUACUAUCAUUGCAUUAUGUGCAACCUUACCAAAUAAUUAAUCAGUAAUGAAGGGAAUUGUGAGUUAUCAGGUGA
Aegilops tauschii subsp. strangulata is the source of this 1190-nucleotide messenger RNA. The record is from RefSeq and is a predicted model, not a curated record. NCBI's taxonomy places the organism in Eukaryota, Viridiplantae, Streptophyta, Magnoliopsida, Poales, Poaceae.